AUGAAGUUGAUUCGUCGUAAACUCAAGAAAAGUCAAUCACUACUUCGAGGAACAGAUCAAGGUGCCAAUUUGUAUGUGGCUCAUAUGAAUGAAUUCGAAGAAAAAGCAGUUGAAUAUCGAAUGAAAACAGGUGCCUAUGAAGAUUUAUCAUCAAGUUCAAUUGAAGAGAUUUUAAGUAAAGUCCUCGUUUACUCAACGAUCUUCAUGCCAAGACUAAACAGCUUUCAUCUCCACGAUAGAUUGAUUAUUUUUUCCUAUGAUCAUCCUCGAUAUAUUGAUGAUAUAUUCUUUACUUUUAAUGAACCAAAGGCAAAAAUGGAAACAGUCAUCAAGAAAGCUAAUGGUUUUCAUCCAAACAUCAAAUUAGAAGCUAAUACUGGUAGUUGUGUUUCAUUUCUUGAUAUUCUUAUCAAGAACAAUAAUGGUAUUCUAUCCACAUCUGUCCAUCAUAAACCAGCAGCUGAACCCUGUGUUUUACCAUUUAUUUCUGAUCAUUCACGUCAUGUAUUUUCUAAUAUUAUCCAAGCUGCUCUUCUUCGAGCUGUACAUUAUUCAUCAAUAUUGACAAUUUUUGAAAAGGAACGUCGUGCUAUUCAACUGAUGUUGCUCUAUAAUUGGUGA
This is a messenger RNA of Rotaria socialis, 621 nucleotides long. The record is from the annotation of a GenBank genome assembly. NCBI's taxonomy places the organism in Eukaryota, Metazoa, Rotifera, Eurotatoria, Philodinida, Philodinidae.